Messenger RNA from Chelonus insularis, 1496 nucleotides. RefSeq names its product Protein spindle-F (gene spn-F). The record is from RefSeq and is a predicted model, not a curated record. The transcript is spliced from 4 exons. Lineage: Eukaryota; Metazoa; Arthropoda; Insecta; Hymenoptera; Braconidae. Bases 470 to 1489 code for a protein of 339 amino acids.
UAUAAGAACAAUUGUAUAAAUUAUUAAAACUGAGAUGAUUAUUUAUCAUUUUUUUAGAUAAAAUUUUAAUUGUUUGUUAAUUUUAAUAUUAUUUCAUUAGAAAUACCGAACUAAACAAUACAAUAACCGUUAGAAACAAAAAUGUGUUGGAAAGGCAGAAAUUUACAAAUCUGACAGUUCUUGAAAAAAGUUGAUGUGAUUAUUGCUCAUAAUUGCAAUUUAAAAGCGUCUGUAUCGAGAUAAAAUACUAAUAUUUUCUGUAAACAAUGUUAGUUGGAAAAAUUAAUUGUAGAGUAUGAUGUAACUGGAUUAUAUUUUUUUCUUUGAAUCCAAGACUAAGUCAUUUGAAUCUAUGUCUAACCUCGACAGUUUGCUAAUGAAGUGUAAAAAAAAUAUUUACUUUUAUUUUUAAUUUAUUUCUACAUGAACUGAUUCAUGAUAUAAUAAGUGUUAUCUUGAUUUAACAAAUAUGCCUGAUACGAUGGAUGAGGAUGAAAAUAUUGCUGCACAGCGUGCACUUAAAAUUGCAUUUCAAACCAUGCAGGAAAGAUGUCAUCAGCUAGAGAACAGACUUGCUGCUGUAGAAGAGGAGAAUAUUCGAUUGAGAGUGGAAAAGGGUAAAGAACAAUGCGUAGACCUUAUUCCCAAGAGUAAUCAUGAAUUACCUACGAUAGAAAGUCUUCAGGAAAGAAUAGAAGAACUUACGAAGCAGAAGUCUCAACUAACACAUCAUGUUUUAAUGGUUGCUGCUGAAAAUAGACAGUUGUGGAAUCGAUUAACAAGAUUGACUCGAACCAAUAAGAGUCUUGGAAGUAAACUAAUCAAAAUAUCUGAUACUUUAAAAAAAAAUACCAAUACUCAACCUAUAGAUACUUUUGUCUAUAAUAUUAAAGAAGUGCCUUCAAAUAUAGUGAAUGAAAGUGUUGAGAAUAAUUCAAUAGAUUUAGAUAAUAAGGACGUAAGUUUAGAAGAGAUUUCCUUGAGACUCAUUAAUAGCAUCAUGAUGGAAAAAUCAGAAUUAGAACAACAGUAUUCAAAGAUGGUGGAGUUGGAAAAUGGUGGCGAUAUUAAUUUACGGAAUGUAGGAUUCACUUAUCCAGAUGAUUGUAAUUCAGAUUCUCUUCAGCAACUGAAAAACCAUGAAGACCGAUUAUCGCAGACUAAAGAUACUUUAGCAGCUCAACAAGAACAGUUGAAAAAAAUCCUUCAUAAUUUGAAGAAAAAUAAGAAAGGUAAAAAGCUUUGUCAAGCAGGAACUCAAUUUGAUUCAGAUGAUAGUUUAAAGGAGCAUGGUUCAACUCAAACAAGUCUUUCUCUUUCAACGAGCUCACAAGAAAAAAUUAUUGAUGCUUUACCAAAUAAUAAUUUAGAUAAUGAACAAAUUUGUCCAAUAUGUGGUUUAAAUUUUGAACAAUGUGCUUUUCAUACUUUUCAUGAACAUGUAUUGAACCAUUUUGCUACAGAAACGAUCUCAGAUUUUGACUUGUAAUAUUUGA